This is a messenger RNA of Macrobrachium nipponense, 1827 nucleotides long. RefSeq names its product prisilkin-39-like. NCBI's taxonomy places the organism in Eukaryota, Metazoa, Arthropoda, Malacostraca, Decapoda, Palaemonidae. The transcript has 3 exons. Bases 1 to 1827 code for a protein of 608 amino acids. The record is from RefSeq and is a predicted model, not a curated record.
AUGGACGCCUAUGGAACUGCUCAAGGGACUGCCUAUGGAACUGCUCAAGGGACUGCCUAUGGAAGCGCCCAAGGAGGCAUUUACGGAAACACUUAUGACCAAACUAAAUAUAGUGGACAGGACUACACAAGUCAAAGGUAUGGCUAUCAAGACCAGUUUGAUUCAGGAUACCGUAAAGGUGGUUUUAACUCUGGAUAUGAAAGUGGAGGAAAGUAUGGUCAUAUAAAUAUUGACCAGAGUUAUGGAAACUUGUACAAUACUGGGAAAUAUGAAAGCUUUGGUGAAUUUGGAUCAAAAGGGAAAUUUAAAGAUGAGUAUGACCCACAAGAGUUAGUGGAUAAAUAUAACUACAGAAAACUUAAACAUGAAGCUAAUAUCAAGAAAGACUAUUAUGAUGGUUUUUCAGGUACUUAUGACGGGUACCCCAUUGGUGAUCAUAAAGGUAGGUAUGAUGAGCCAUAUUUUGAUACUUUUGAAGAGUACCUUGGGAAGUAUGAUAAAGAUGUCUACCAUGGAAACCGAUAUAAAGGGUAUAAUGACUUUGGUUAUGAUGAAAAGCUCAACACCGAUUAUGAUUAUGGCAAGAAGCUUGAUUUUGGCUAUGGCGACCAGCUAGACACUGGGUAUGGUUUUGGUGACAAACUCGAUACCGGCUUUGGCUACAGUGACAAGCUAGGUUCUGGCUAUGCUGAUAAAUAUGGCUCUGGUACCGGUUAUGGCUACGGCAACAAGCUCGACACUGACUAUGGUGACACGCUCGGCACUGGCUAUGGUGACACGCUCGGCACUGGCUAUGGUGACAAGCUCGGCACUGGCUAUGGUGACAAGCUCGGCACUGGCUAUGGUGACAAGCUCGGCACUGGCUAUGGUGACAAGCUCGGCACUGGCUAUGGUGACAAGCUCGGUACUGGCUAUGGUGACAAGCUCGGUACUGGCUAUGGUGAUAAGUCUCGUGACAAGCUCGGUACUGACUAUGGCAGCAAGUUGGACACUAGCUAUGGUGACAAGCAAAGUUUGGGCUAUGGUUAUAACUCUGGCUAUGGUGACAAGGAAGACUCCAGCUACCAGUAUAGCAACAGGUACAGUGAUGCGUAUGGCAGUAAUCGUGAUUAUAGAUACGAGGAAAGUUAUGGUGGCUAUGAUUCUAAUUACAACAAAUUCAGCAAUUACAGAGAUGAGUCUUAUAAAUUUGGCUAUGAGAACAAGCAUGACAAUUUCGGCUUAAAGCAAGGUAGCUAUGGCUCUACUUAUGGAAAUAAGUAUGAUGGUUACGAGUCUAGUGCUUUGUAUGAGGACAGACACGAAGGCUAUGGAGAUAAUUACGCUCAAACAUCAAACAGUAAAUGGGGAAGCUAUGGAGAAAGCAGUGGGUACAGCCAAAGUUACUUGAAGUCGGACUACACCACGAAUAACAAGUUUGAUUAUGAAAAAGAACAUAAUGCAUGGCACAACAAGUACAAGGAAUUCGAAACAAAACCUCAUGAGGCUUGGCAUGUGAAGUACAGCACGGGUUCAAAUUCGUAUGGAAAUAGUAAUACUGGAGGAACUACUGAAAACCUGCGACAACUUGCAAGGCAAGCUGACCAGUCUGUCUCGGAUGAAAAUGAGCCUGCGGACUCGAGUGGAAUCUCUGACAGUUCUCCAGAACAGAGUAUAGUUGGAUAUUUAAAGAAAAGAACUCUCGGCUACACAAAUGGCAUGAUUAUGAAAUUGAGCUUGUCCUAUUACCUUCUGAUCUGGAGGUAUCUUGUCAAAAGGGUUUGUGGGUUAUUUAAUAAACCUCUAAGUUUAGUUCCCCCAGCCAACGCCGAAUGGUUCUGCAUUUAA